GCUGACUACUACUACUACAACUACGGGUCACCAAGUCGUUCCUUUCUCAUAGCCUUCUAUUGGGAAAUUGGCUGUCAGCCUGUGACGGUGCAAGUAACCUCCACCUUUCAUCAGUUAUCAUAAAGAUGUCUUCUUCACUAGAGCAAUUGGAAAACCAACUCGAAACUUUUAUUGAAAAUGUUCGCCAAAUCGGAAUAUUAGUAAGCGACUUCCAGCCACAAGGACAACAAGUACUAAACCAGAAGCUGCAAAACAUGAUCACAAACAUGCAAGAUAUAGAUAAGUUACGUUCUGCUGUACAGGAUGUUCUAGUUCCACUUGAAGUAUUUGAGUACAUUGAUGGAGGCCGCAAUCCCCAGCUAUACACCAAAGAUUGCAUGGAGAAAGCUCUUGCCAAGAAUGAGCAGGUCAAUGGUCGCAUCGAUUCUUACAAAAGAUUUAAAGCUAUGUUAUUAGUUGAACUGUCACACGUCUUCCCAAAUGAGAUGACACGUUAUCGUGCUGUGAGAGAGGAAAGUUGAAAGUCGAUUCAAAUAGAAAAUUGUGGAAUAUUUUAAGGAAAGCUAAAAGCACUUAAGAUUUCUAUCCUGUAAUACAUUAUAUUUGUAUACAGUACUUCUUAAGAGACUGUUCUUGUAAACUCUUCAUUUCUAGUACACUUAUAUUGCAUUUUUAUGUAUUCUGAUUUGCAUGAAGGAAAAAUAUAAACCUUUUGUAUA
Messenger RNA from Macrobrachium nipponense, 719 nucleotides. RefSeq names its product mediator of RNA polymerase II transcription subunit 10-like (gene MED10). Gene Ontology annotation, biological process: positive regulation of transcription by RNA polymerase II. Gene Ontology annotation, cellular component: mediator complex. Gene Ontology annotation, molecular function: transcription coregulator activity. Lineage: Eukaryota; Metazoa; Arthropoda; Malacostraca; Decapoda; Palaemonidae. The coding region runs from base 126 to 521 and encodes 131 amino acids. The record is from RefSeq and is a predicted model, not a curated record. The transcript is spliced from 4 exons.